This is a messenger RNA of Prorocentrum cordatum, 618 nucleotides long. The record is from the annotation of a GenBank genome assembly. Lineage: Eukaryota; Dinophyceae; Prorocentrales; Prorocentraceae.
AUGGAGCGCGGGGCGCUGCGGGAGGCGGCGGCCGCGCUGUCCGAGGCUGCGCGCGGGCGCAGGCUGAUCUUCGACAGCGACACCUUCACCAGCGACCAGGUGGCCUACGCGGCCGUCGUCAGGGCGCUGGACGCCGCGCUGCCCGCCAGCCUGGUGGUCGACUACCGAGGGGCCCUGGGCGCCGUGGGCAACUUCGGCGGCAUGAGCGGGCUCGUGGACCUGGACCUGCCCCGAGACCACGUGGAGGCCGCCAGCGCGAUCCUGACGGAGCUGAGGCCCGCGGCGACGCGUGAGUUCUGGCGGUGGAAGGCGAGGCAGCCCGCGCAGCGCUUCGCGGCCAGGCUGGUCCUGAGCUCCUGGGCGGACGCCGUGGCCGCGGAGGACCUCUGCUUCGGCGAGGCGCCCGCCCAUGCCGUCAGCGUCGGCGAGAGCUGCUGGCAGCGCUGGACCAGCAACUACGCCCGGCUCGGCUGCAGCUUCGCGCUCACGCUGCCGCGGCCGGAUGGGGCCCUGCUGCUUCUCAUCUUCACGGGGCCCCAAGCAGGCGCUGCUGCCCAGGGAGGCCGCUGGACGGUUCAGCGGGAGCACCCCGGGCGGAUGUGGCACCCCCCGGCGUGA